ACCUACGGUCUGUUUAACACUUACUCUGCUCUGCCUUGGUCUUAAUCAGAUCUGCGAGCUGUCAACUAUGCCUUCUGCUCGAGAUGCUAUGGCCAACCGCGGGGAUGACGACGAGGUGUGCCCUGUUUGCAAAUCCUCACGGUACUUGAACCCGGAUAUGCAGUUCCUUAUCAAUCCGGAAUGUUAUCACAAAAUGUGCGAAUCGUGUGUGGACCGCAUAUUCUCCUCAGGCCCGGCAAACUGCCCCGUUGCGGGUUGCCACAAGACGCUGCGAAAGGCUCGGUUUCGGAAGCAAACGUUCGAGGAUAUCAACGUGGAACGAGAGGUGGACAUUCGGCGCAGAGUGAUGCAAAUUCUCAACCGCCGUGAAGAAGAGUUCGACUCCAAACGAGCCUGGGACGACUUCCUCGAACAGCGUGAGGAGAUCAUCGCAAAUCUCGUACACGGCACCGAUGUGGCUAAGACCGAAAGCGACCUCCAGAAAUAUGCAUCGGAGAACAUGCGCUCAAUCCGCGCCAAUCAAGCCCUCGAAGCGCAGGAAGCCUCGUCUUUCAAGGAGCAGCAGACACAUGAGCAGGAACUGGCCCGUCUUCGCCGAGAAGCAGCCAAACAAGAAUAUGAGAACGAACGGCGGGAGCUACAAGCCUCUCGGGAGGAUGUUCUCUCUCGUCUCGCAGCCGGGCGACCUGGCGACGCUGCGGCUAUUGCACGCGAAGGCAAGAAGGUGUUGCUCAAGAAAUCAUCUGCUCGGCGAAGUGAGGAGGAUCGGAUCCGACAGAAACAGGCUGCUCUCCGGAACUCGGAUGCUAGGAAAGCUGGUCAGGGAGGACUCACGGCUGAUAAGGCCGACAUUGCUGGCAAUUCGGGCUUGAUCAAGGGCCUCAAGAAGAUCGUGACUCCGGAACCCGAAAAGCCUUACGACCCAUUUGGUGGCAUGAUUCCCAACAAGCGGGACUACUAUACUUUGCGCGACUUCUAUCCGUCAAGCUAUCUGGACCCUAUCCGACAGGACACUCGUAUGCAGGCAGGCGGGUACGAUCUACAGGAGUACUACUCUCGUACAUUGAUGGAAGCUUUCGCUGGCUUGGGCUGCUUUAUCGAUGAGGAGGUGGCACAACGUGACGGUGCAGGGUCUCUUGGGGGCUCCAGACCGGACGCCACUCAAGGGGCUGCCCAGGCGGCAGUUUCAAGUACGGGUACUCCAGAAGCCAGCUGACUGGCGUUAUACAUUGUUGAGCCCACUGAAGAAAAUGUCCCCUGCUGUUAUCUCUGCGCUUCUACUUCGCAGGGAAGGUAGCCUCACCUGUGUUGUUGUAUAUAAUGCAUAGCGAUGGCGUUUUGAUGGGAUUUGGGUGCUUCAUUGGGGUAUAGAGAUAACGGACUUGAUAAUGGAUAUGAUUGAUCUAGGUAUACAAACAAAGGC
Molecule: messenger RNA, 1423 nt
Organism: Aspergillus japonicus CBS 114.51
Lineage: Eukaryota; Fungi; Ascomycota; Eurotiomycetes; Eurotiales; Aspergillaceae
Product: TFIIH/NER complex subunit TFB3
Exons: 3
Coding region: 68-1216 (382 amino acids)
Biological process (GO): nucleotide-excision repair; positive regulation of cyclin-dependent protein serine/threonine kinase activity; regulation of transcription by RNA polymerase II
Cellular component (GO): transcription factor TFIIH holo complex
Molecular function (GO): cyclin-dependent protein serine/threonine kinase activator activity
Source: RefSeq, a predicted model, not a curated record